Molecule: messenger RNA, 2343 nt
Organism: Tupaia belangeri chinensis (Chinese tree shrew)
Lineage: Eukaryota; Metazoa; Chordata; Mammalia; Scandentia; Tupaiidae
Gene: LTA
Product: lymphotoxin alpha
Exons: 4
Coding region: 1150-1767 (205 amino acids)
Biological process (GO): positive regulation of canonical NF-kappaB signal transduction; immune response; positive regulation of extrinsic apoptotic signaling pathway
Cellular component (GO): membrane
Molecular function (GO): tumor necrosis factor receptor binding
Source: RefSeq, a predicted model, not a curated record
GGCAAAAAUCUAAAAAAAAAAUAAAUAAAUAGAGCAGGAAGAAGCAAUUCAUGGUGAUGGAGGUCCAGAGUUGUUGGUUACCUGUUGAUGGCAUCUUUCAGAGGAGGGCAUGAGGGGACCUCUGGUGACCUGAAAGUAUGUGCCUGCUGGAGGCUGCUUAGCUACGUAUAGAGGGGCACUUCAUCCGCUGCACACGUAAGCGCUCCCUUUACCGAAGUGCUAUACCAGCAAAAAGGAGAGCGAGAUCCUGAACAAUUCUAGAAGCAAUUGGCUCUGCCAAUGCCGUUCCACGAUCACCAGCUCACCAAGGCCACCAGCCUUCAGGCCCUUCGGGGUGGAACUCGGAAACUUCCGCUAUGAAGAACUCGGGAAGCCGUCUGCCGUGUAGACCCCGGAGCGUGCGUCUCUUUGGCGCUGUAUAAAUCUGAUCUGUGGGGGCCACCUGAGGUUGGGACGAAGCGGAAGGUAUCUGGGAGCGGGAUGAGACUGGCAUCACCUCCGGGCGAGGGGCCACGAAGUCUCUCCCAAGCCGAGGCAACUUUUGGAGUGGAAGGAGGUCCACUGAGGCUUGGCCAGGACCGCAGGCAGAAACCUGGAUGUCCCAGGCAGGGCGUCUGCAUGGACCCUCUGGAUCCAAAACCUGCCUGAUGACCUGGAAAGUAUGCAUACUAGGACAAGUGUCACAAGUCCUUUGGGGACAAGGACAGGGGCGGGGGUGGUAAGAGAAGGAAAUGGGCAAAGAGAAAAGGCGGCAAUCAGCCGGGGUGCAGACUACACGUGUGCUCUUCAGGGAAACGGGCCUGCGGUCCACACCCCGGCUGCUCCCCCUUCUCCUCCUCGAACUGACUGCCCUUUCCCUGGAACUCCUAAGCCUGACCCUACUCCCCGGCCCUCCCAGCCCCCGGUUCCCCUGACCCCACUCCCCUUCCCAGAACUCAGCUGCCUGAACCCCUGGCCUGCGGUUCCCUCCCAGGCCUCAGCCUUUCCUGCCUUGACUGAAACAGCAGCAUCUUCUAAGCCCUGGGGGCUUCCCCGAGCCCCAGCCCCGACCUAGAACCCGCCCGCCGCCUGCCACGCUGCCACUGCCGCUUCCUCUAUAAAGGGACCCGAGCGUCCGGGCCCAGGGGCCCCGCACAGCAGGUUCUCUCCAUGACACCAUCUGGACGUCUCUGCCUCGGGAGGGUGCACAGCGCCCCCCUCCUCCUCCUGCUUCAGGGGCUGCUGUUGGCCCUGCCGCCCGGGGCCCAGGCGCUCCCUGGGGUUGACCUUUCACCCUCAGCGGCCCAGGCUGCCCACCAGCACCCCCAGAAGCACUUGGCCCCCAGCACCCUCAAGCCUGCUGCUCACCUCGUUGGAGACCCCAGCGUGCAGAACACGCUGCGCUGGCGAGCGAGCACCGACCGCGCCUUCCUGCGCCACGGCUUCGCGCUGACCAACAACUCCCUGCUGGUGCCCAGCAGCGGCCUCUACUUCGUCUACUCGCAGGUGGUCUUCUCCGGGGAAGGCUGCUCCCCACAGGCCGCCCCCACCCCGCUCUACCUGGCGCACGGGGUGCAGCUCUUCUCCUCCCAGUACCCGCACCACGUGCCGCUCCUCAGCGCCCAGAAGUCCGUCUGCCCAGGGCCGCAGGGACCGUGGGUGCGCUCGGUGUACCAGGGGGCCGUGUUCCUGCUCACUCGGGGAGACCAGCUGUCCACUCACACAGUCGGCACCUCCCACCUGCUCCUGAGCCCCAGCAGCGUCUUUUUUGGAGCUUUUGCUCUGUAGAACUUGCCUGGAAAAAAUCCAGAAAGAAAGAAAAAAAAAAAAAAAGUUUCAGGGCCUUCUCCCCUCUGUUGCCUCCAUUCUGACAGUUUCAGGGGUCACCACCCCCUCUCCUUUGAUCAUUCCAACAGUUUCAAGUCUUCCCCAUUCAAGUCACCCAGAGCUUUCAAAGAAGGAAUUCGAGGCACUCCAGGGGACCACACCUCCCCAAACCACCCCACCCCGGAUGCUGGAUGUUCGGCUGAGGAUUUCAAACCUGUCUAGAAAUUCCCAGCGCAGAACCGUCCCUCUGUCCUGCCAGUCUAGGUGGGGCCUCAACCUGGACAUGGAAGCGAAGCAGACAUGUGGGGGACUGGGGGUGGCCGACUGGAAGCAGGGAGGGGGACUAUUUAUGAAAGAGAAAUGUUUAAAUUAUUUAUUUAUGGAAGAUGGAAAGGGGAAUAACAGAGAGAGAAGUGGGCCCAAGGGGUGAGCGGGGUGAAGACAGCAGCUCAAGGCCGACCUACAGAGAGAGCAGCGGUCUGCGGGGCAGAGGGGCCUAGCGGGGAGAGGAGGCCCCCAAGCCCAGCCACCCUGGAC